AUGGAGGCCUCCGACCAGGAGCGAGGCUCCCAACAGCUGGAUUUAGAGGCGAUAACUAGGAAAAUUUCACUUCUGGACAAGUGGAGGGAAAUCUUUAGUUUCCACAGGUUGGGAACCAGUAAUACCGCUCCUCAGGACCCUGACGGCAGCCGCGUGUUUGCUGAUGAAAGUGAAGAUGGAGCAUGCGCACCUCAGCCCAGGGGACAAGGGCAUUUGCCAUCAGGUCACCUUUGUUGUGUUCCCAAGGCUUCUAUCAUCUCUUCCAGAUCCGCCGGCUCUCCCAUCUCCCGAGCUAUGGCCGCGAAGCUGCGCCAGAGUCUGUUUGCAAACACAGGCCACAUCUUCAGCCGCGACUGGAGAAGGGCCUGUUUCAGCUUCCACGAUCCUUUCUCUGACCUGGCUUUCGCUUUGGAGGCAGGAAAGGGAGGCGCCCGGAGCAUUCAGAUGGCUGUACAAGGAUCCAUCCUCAAAUACUUGUUGUUUGCCAGGAAGGGGAUAGACUGCAACUUGCCCAGCUUAUGUGCAGUGAGCCGGCAGGAGCAGGGGCGGGCCCUGGCUGCUGCGCUCGCUGGCAUCCUGUGGGCUGCAGGAGCGGCUCAGAAGGCCACAAUCUGUCUCGUCACUGAGGACACUUACGUCACCUCGACUCCUCGCUGCUCUGGGGAUGACUUCACAGAGCAGCUCCAGCUGUUUGAGCUUUUAGAGCAAGAAGCCACUGAGAGAUUCAUCUAUGAUCAUUUACAGUGUUUCAAAGGGGAAGGAAGCCAUGGUGUCAUCCUGUUUCUUUACAGCCUCAUCUUCUCCAGAACAUUUGAAAGGCUCCAGAAGGACCUAGACGCCUCCACGCCUCAUCUCUUACGACCACAUGCUGGGGGCUUCCUGUGCAGGCAGGCAGUUUUGAACAUGAUUUUAACUGGAAGAGCCAGUCCAAAUGUUUUUAACGGCUGUCAGAAAGGAGAGUCUCAAGAGACGCUACACGGAGUCCUGACCCGCAGUGACGUCGGCUAUCUGCAGUGGGGCAGGCACGCCUCGGAGGGGGACAGGCUUCCACAGGUGGGCAGCAUGCUGAAGACUCCCCGAUUCCCUAUUUGGCUGUGCAGCAUCAAUGGAAAUUACAGCAUCCUUUUUAGCACCAACAGGCAGCUCUUAUCAGACUGGAAAAUGGAGCGUCUCUUUGACCUGCACUUCCUCAGUGGCCAGCCCUCGCAGAAGAAGCCUGUGCUUCUUACUGUAGAUACUCACUCUCAUCACUGGGAAAGGGACCCACGUGAAGAUGAACACAGACCAGGAAGACACUUUUCUCCAGUGGAGAUGGCCAUCAGAACCAAGUGGAGAGAGGCCACCAUCAACUGGAACGGAACUGUUCCCUUUUUCUAA
Equus quagga is the source of this 1377-nucleotide messenger RNA. It is a transcript of the gene MINDY4B, whose product is annotated as MINDY family member 4B. The record is from RefSeq and is a predicted model, not a curated record. The transcript is spliced from 12 exons. Lineage: Eukaryota; Metazoa; Chordata; Mammalia; Perissodactyla; Equidae. The coding region runs from base 1 to 1377 and encodes 458 amino acids. Gene Ontology annotation, molecular function: K48-linked deubiquitinase activity; cysteine-type deubiquitinase activity. Gene Ontology annotation, biological process: protein K48-linked deubiquitination.